Messenger RNA from Penicillium taxi, 2589 nucleotides. RefSeq lists its product as uncharacterized. The coding region runs from base 1 to 2589 and encodes 862 amino acids. The record is from RefSeq and is a predicted model, not a curated record. Gene Ontology annotation, molecular function: GTPase binding. The transcript is spliced from 3 exons. NCBI's taxonomy places the organism in Eukaryota, Fungi, Ascomycota, Eurotiomycetes, Eurotiales, Aspergillaceae.
AUGGACACGAUAGAGCCAGGGCACAGGGCUUCGGAGGAGAUCGAUCACAGUCCUGUGUCUGCAGGAGCCCAAGAACUCCCCGAUGACCUGCCCAAAUCGCUGGACGAUCGCCGUUCGGUUCCUGUCUUUCAAGAGACUGAGAUGUACGAUGCAUGGCAGGGUACGUCUGUUGUUCUCCCCGCCCCGUCCCGUCGACGAUCUGGAGGGGAACAUACCAGCCCAGUCCCUACUCCGCAACCUGUGACUAAUGAAUCUCGAUCAAAUUCAACAGGCCAAUCCCAAUUCCUGACUCCUACCGUCGCCGCAAAGCCCUUGACCUUUAGCCUUGCCCUCGAUGACCACUCGCACUUCCCCGAUACGGACGAAUACGGUCUGGACCUCGAAGACAACGAUGCCCGUUUAAUGGAGAUGCUUGCAGCGCAGGCCGCCCACCGCGAAGUCGACUCACUCGGUGCCGACGAGGAGAGCAUUGCGGCCGACGAGAAAUUGACGACGGCCGAGAAACGAGAUAUCCUUCAGAAGAGCCUAAACAUGGCGGCGAGCAAUGGCGACGUCGAGCGCGUAAACAAGCUACUUGGCGGCCCAGCUAAAAGCUAUGUCGAUGUCAAUAUGAAAGACGAGGAGGGCACGGUGCCUUUGAUCUAUGCUAGCUGUUUUGUGGGUCGUCUCUUUCUCUCUCCCUUACUGCGGGGACAUCAAGAGGUUGUUUCGGCUCUUCUCGAUGCCGGUGCAUUUGUUGACCAGCAGGAUCGCAAUCAGUGGAGCGCGUUGAUGUGGGCUAUGACCAAUCGACACAAGACUAUUGCAAAGAUUCUUCUCGAUCAUGGUGCUUCGCCGGAUAUAAAGUCGUCUUCUGGUGGUACGGCAUUCGACUUCGCGCAGCCCGGUAGCGAAAUCUCCGAUUACUUGCACGAGAAUGGGUAUAGUUUUGGACCUAGUGUUAUUGAGGAUGAUUUCUAUGAUGCCGGUCUGGCACAUGGUCAUUUUGAGGAAGCACUUGCUGAAAAUGAAAUGAAACGCCGAAUGAUGAUGGAAGAGAGUGCGAUAAAUCUGGAGGUUGAUUUGUCUAGUCUUGGUUUAGAUGAAAAAUUUGACUCAUUGGAUGACGAGGAGCUGGAACAGGAGCAACAGGAUUUCGUUUGGGACAAGUGCUUGAAUGAUCAGAUGUUUGUAUUCCAAGACCAUGAACUGGAACGUAUUUUGGAUAUCAUCAUUACCAACAUGACCCCCCAACGGUCUCCGUCUCAAAAGCCAGUGCCAGCCAAUCUUCUCUUUCUCAGUGCUCGAUAUGCGCACUACCAUGCCAGCCCCGAACUAUUGGCAAUCCUGCUUACCUCCGCGACGGAAAAGAUCAACGAUGUGGUCGAACGUUACCAGUGGGAUAUGACUAUGCAGGCUUUCUGGCUGUCCAAUGCCACUCUGCUAGUUCAUUACCUGAAGAAGGACACUGGGCUGACAGAAGCAACAGUGGAGUUCCAGCUUCAUCUGGCAGAGCUGAUCAACGAGAUUUUCGUUCUUAUCAUUCGCGAUGCAGAGCGACGGAUGAACAAAGUCCUGGAUGCGGCAAUGCUGGACCAUGAAACCAUCCCUGGACUAGAGGAUAUCGCCUUCCAAAAUGAAUGGAACAUCUUCCGCAAGAAGAAGUCAGAGGCCCCCGAGCCUGCAGAGAAGCGCUUCCGGCCGCCAUCACCCCGGCGGCGAGCUCAGAUCUCUCCACGAAAUAUCACCUCCUUACUCUCGUCGACCCUCUUCGUCCUCGAUCUCUAUGACGUUCACUCCGUGAUCACCACUCAAAUCCUCUCUCAGCUCCUCUACUGGCUUGGCGCAGAGCUUUUUAAUCGCAUCAUGUCCACGAAGCGUUACUUGGCGCGGACGAAGGCAAUGCAGAUUCGCAUGAAUGUUUCCACAUUAGAAGACUGGGCCCGUACUAACAAUCGGCAACCGGAACACUAUGAAAAUGGAUCUAUGACAAGCACCGGAGAGACGACUGUUGAUUCUGCUCGUCGCCAUCUAGCCCCCGUGAUUCAACUACUACAAUGGCUACAAUGCUUCUCCUCACUAGGAGACGACCACGAGUCCCUCGUUGACACAUUGCUCCAGCUACAACAACUAGUCCCUAUCCAGCUUCUACACGCUGUCAAAUCAUACCGGCCCGAAGUCGGCGAGAAAGGUUUAACAAAGCAAGCCAUGAAAUUCCUCCUCGAAAUGCAACGUGAUCCCGAAAUUCUGUUCCGAGAACAGCAGAAGAUCGAAGACGCGAAAAAUAAGACGACUCCUGUACCGGGAUCUAAUUCCGAAGACCGUCCCAAGACACCUAUCAACCAGUCCCAAGCAAGUGCGGACGAUCCCGGACAGAAAUCACCAGCGCCGUCUAUACCCGCGAGCAUGUUUACACUGAACGAUGACCGUCCACAUAAUAACAGCGUCUUCCUCGACACGACACUUUUCCUUCCAUUCUCUCUGCCAACAAGCACAGACAUGCUCAUCAGCUAUGGAGCCGGACUCGGCGGGACGAACCGCGAACGAGCCCGCAAGUAUAUACCGACAGUUCCACCAGAAGUGCUUAGUCGAUUUGACCGUGGCGACUAG